GCCUUGUCCAUUGAUCACUUUCCCGACUCACCUUUUUUCUCGAACGCCUUUCCUGACUCACCUCACUCUCUCCUACAAUCUUUGGCGUCGUCUCUGCUUCGAUACUCCGCCAGCAUCGAUCUCGCGCGCUAGGAGAAAUGGCCGGCUCUCUGCGCGGCAUGCUUCUGAUGGCCAUCGUCCUCCUCGUCGCCGCCGCCGCCGUCGUGCCGGCGUCCGCGAAAGACUACACCGUCGGCGACUCGUCCGGGUGGAAACCCGGAGUGGACUACACUGCCUGGGCCAAGGGCAAGCCGUUCGCCAUCGGCGACACGAUCUCGUUCCAGUACAGCUCGUCGCACUCGGUGCUGGAGGUGAGCGAGGCGGACCACAGCGCGUGCUCGGCGAGCAACCCGCUGCGGUCGCACCGGGACGGCCAGAGCACCACCGUGCCGCUCACCAAGGCCGGCACCCGCUACUUCAUCUGCGGCGCCCCGGGCCACUGCGCCUCGGGGAUGAAGCUCGCCAUCACCGUCUCCGGCGGCACUAGCAGCGGCAGCGCCGCGACGACGUCGGGUCCCGCCAUGCGGGCGACGAACACGACGCCGGCGUCUGGUGGCGCGGCGGCGACGGACGACGCUGCGGCUGCGGGCGAGUCGGACUCGGACUCGAGCGCGGCUGGCACUGGCACAGGGGCUCGCCUCGCGACGGGCCUGCUGUUCGCGGCCGUGGGCCUCGCUGCCCUCAUGAUGAUGGGCUGAAUUCAGGAUCCGCUAGGGAAAAGGCAGUGCGGUUUCAUGAAUUUCCUCUCUUUUUUUUAUUUUUUUGACGACAUGAAUUUCCUAUUUGGUUUCGUGCGUUCUCUCUGCUUGCGUUGCGUUGCGUUGCGUUGCGUCCCCCGGGGCUCCGACCUGCACAUGUGUGAUCCGCUUUAUGCUCUACUACCCCACUACUACCAUAGUAGGCUAAUACUGUAGUACGUCCAAAGAGUGCUGGGUUUGUGUAUCUGUAUUUUUGUUAUGAUUUUUUUGGCUACUCGUGAUACA
This is a messenger RNA of Sorghum bicolor (sorghum), 1022 nucleotides long. RefSeq names its product mavicyanin. Gene Ontology annotation, molecular function: electron transfer activity. The coding region runs from base 138 to 737 and encodes 199 amino acids. The record is from RefSeq and is a predicted model, not a curated record. The transcript has 2 exons. Gene Ontology annotation, cellular component: plasma membrane. Lineage: Eukaryota; Viridiplantae; Streptophyta; Magnoliopsida; Poales; Poaceae.